CUUAAUGACUAAUGCAACCUGUGACAACAUUUAAAUGUAACUGAACUAACUCAACUUAAUACUAUUGUGUCGAGGACAUGUCGGUUGACUGAUAGAUUCGACAUUUGUGGAAAGCUUUAAACAGUUAUUGAAUUGCCACUGACAAUUAAUGUUCAGAAACAAUACUUGGAUUGGGUGCCGUAUUUGAAUACCAAUAUAUAAAAUAUCGUAUUGUGAGCUAAAAGCUAGGCUGUGAUCAGACUUGUGUCAUCGUACAUCUGCACAAUAUCCCACGUAUUUGCCGUCAUGUCGGAAAAGCCGCCACUCCGCCUAGAAGACAUUCCUGUGACAUACAUGACCGCAUACCUGCUUGACAAAAUCCGGCACUAUGGGGACAAGGUUGCAAUGGUCGAUGCCACAACCGAGAAAACCACGACAUAUUCGGAGCUAGUCACGCGCAUUGAACGGGCAGCUUCCGGUCUGCAGGCGAUAGGUGUGAUGAAAGAUGACGACAUCGGCGUGUUGUCACCGAAUCAUCCUGACUAUCUGGUCACGUUCUACGCAUGCGCACUGGUGGGAGCCACACUCCAACCAAUCAGCCCGAUGUAUACCAAGGACGACUUGGCCAAAGUUCUCCGAGACUGCAACACCAAGUUCCUGUUUACCGUGUCUGCUCUUUUGCCCAAAGUACAGGAAGCGACACAGGGGUUGGAACACAUUAAGGUGUUACUGUAUGGAGAAGCCGGGGGUGAUUACGAGACAUUCGAGUCCCUCCUGGAUCCGGGUCACGCCCCGUACCGGACACCGGAAUUGGAUCCGAGGACGUCUGUAGCGGCCCUUAUGUCGUCUUCCGGUACGACGGGAUUCCCUAAGGCCGUCUGUAUUUCACACUACGCUAUUGUCGCCAACACAAUCCAGCAGAUGUGUGCUGGUUUGAACAGCGAUAAGGACACAUUUGUGACGUUUUUCCCAUUUUUCCACGCGCUUGGACUCUACAUGGUGUGUUUCGUCGGCCACUGUCUAGGCGCCCGCAUCGUGAUCAUGCCGCGCUUUGAUUUUGAAACCUUUCUUCGGCUUAUAGAGAAAUAUAGGCCAAGAAAUCUGCAACUAGUUCCUCCCAUCAUGGUGCUGUUAGCGAAAAGUCCGAAGGUUUCGGAGUACGACCUAUCGUCUGUUUCCCAGAUAGCGUGCGGAGCUGCUCCACUCAGUAAGGAGAUAGAGGACUUAGUGAAAGAGAAACUAAAACUGCCGUGCAUUUUUCAAGGUUAUGGCAUGACUGAAGUAGGUGUGACCCAUUUGAACGGUCGAGGGGAGUUACGGUACAAAUCUGUAGGCAAGCUGCUUCCCCUCACAGAGAUGAAGAUUGUGGAUGUGGAGACAGGGAAGCGCGUAGGACCAGGACAGGAAGGAGAGAUCUGGAUCCGCGGACCGCAGGUAUGUGGAGGCUACCUGGGGCUUCCCGAGCAGACACGUGAACUCUUCACCAAUGACGGUUGGGUGAAAACCGGUGAUAUCGGGUAUGAGGACGAGGACGGGUACCUGUUUGUGGUGGACAGACUCAAAGAGCUCAUCAAGUACAAAGCCUUCCAGGUCGCCCCGGCAACCCUUGAAGAUAUCCUGCUACGCCAUGACGCAAUCGCUGACGUAGGCGUCGUCGGGAUGCCGGAUGUCGAGGCAGGUGAGCUCCCGCGUGCGUACGUCGUCAGGAAACAAGGCAGGGAAGCCAGUGAAGAGGAGAUUAGGAAAUUCGUUGAUGACCAGGUGGCUCCCCACAUGAAGCUGCGGGGCGGGGUGGAGUUUAUACAGGAAAUACCCAGGACCGCCUCCGGUAAAAUCCUCCGGAAAUCACUUCGGGAACUCGCGCGGGCGCUUGCAGCAAAACGACCGCCUGCUUGAUCAUGCUAUUUAUUGGGCACUACGUUUUGAAACAUUUCCAUGUGUCAAUUAACCCUUUCCCAAAUCUUGAUUAUCAAAAACAUAAAUUCCUUACAGAGUCCAAAACCCUUUCGGAGAACAUUGUACAUAUGUUAUGGUUAUAUACUUGCAUGUUUUAAGACGUUUUCAAAAAACGUACGU
This is a messenger RNA of Mya arenaria, 2055 nucleotides long. RefSeq lists its product as uncharacterized. The transcript has 10 exons. The record is from RefSeq and is a predicted model, not a curated record. Gene Ontology annotation, molecular function: CoA-ligase activity. Bases 286 to 1875 code for a protein of 529 amino acids. Lineage: Eukaryota; Metazoa; Mollusca; Bivalvia; Myida; Myidae.